AUGCCUGGUAAGACCAUGAAAGCUUUCCGCCUGUUGGAGUACGGCAAGCCGGGGCAAUACUGCGAGGUUCCUGUCCCAUCACCCAAGGAGGGAGAGGUUCUCAUCCGCAUGAAGGCCGCCGGUCUCUGCCGCUCGGAUUUGGACAUGGUCGACUCGCAGCCAGGCUCAGAUCCGUACGCCUCGGCCGUCGAUGCACCAUACACCCUUGGUCACGAAAACGCGGGCGUCAUCGAGGUCCUUGGCGAAGGCGUCACGGAUCUCAAGGUCGGCGAAGGUGUUGCCGUCCGCCACAUGCCCCACUGUUCACACUGCGAAUUCUGCAUUCGUGGCGUGGAGCAACAUUGCGAGACAUACAAAAGGGGCGCCAUUGAGAUCAACCGCGGCACUGGAUGGGAUGGUGGCCUCGCCGAGUUCAUGAUCUGUCCCCGCGACCAACUUGUCAGCAUUGGGGACGAGGACCCCGUCAUAUACGCCCCGCUGACGGAUGCGGGUGUCACCGCCUACCACGCGUUCCUUCUUCUCCUGAUGGGCGUCAAAGUGUACGCCGUCGAUGUUAGUGACCACCGAUUGAAGAUUGCCGAUGAAUUAGGGGCCAAGCGGUCGUUCAAGGCUGGGCCGAACGCGGCAAAGGAGAUCUUGGAGGAGACCGGUGGAAAAGGCGUCGAUGGGAUCCUCGACUUUGUCGGCAGCAAUGAAAGUAUGGCUUUGGCAAUGAAGCUUUCCAGGCCUCAAGGCCGGGUUGUCUUGGUGGGAAUGGAUAUGGGCACGGUCGAGGUUGGUUGGAACAAGAUUGCCACUAGCUGUGAGUUUGCCAUCAGCUUGGGCUCGACUCGCAGGGAUCUCGAGGAAGUCUGCUAUCUUGCCUCGCACGGGAAGCUCAAGAUUGAUGUCGACAGCUUUCCUUUCGACAAGGUCCCCGAGGCGUACCAGGCGCUUCGAGACGGCAAACUCAAAGGAAGAGCCGUCAUCACUUUUGAUUAG
Molecule: messenger RNA, 981 nt
Organism: Exophiala xenobiotica
Lineage: Eukaryota; Fungi; Ascomycota; Eurotiomycetes; Chaetothyriales; Herpotrichiellaceae
Exons: 2
Coding region: 1-981 (326 amino acids)
Molecular function (GO): oxidoreductase activity; zinc ion binding
Source: RefSeq, a predicted model, not a curated record